Molecule: messenger RNA, 1240 nt
Organism: Eurytemora carolleeae
Lineage: Eukaryota; Metazoa; Arthropoda; Copepoda; Calanoida; Temoridae
Product: nucleolar GTP-binding protein 2
Exons: 5
Cellular component (GO): nucleolus
Molecular function (GO): GTP binding
Source: RefSeq, a predicted model, not a curated record
GUAAAUUGGGUUACACAGAAGUGGGUUGUACUUCUAUCACAGGUAAAUUGGGUUACACAGAAGUGGGUUGCACUUCUACCACAGGAGUUUCCUACGAUAGCUUUCCAUGCGUCGAUGAAUCAUCCAUUCGGAAAGGGAGCUUUGAUCAACCUACUGCGUCAGUUGGGGAAGCUUCAUCAGUCCUCGAAACAGAUAUCUGUUGGGUUUAUAGGAUAUCCUAACACAGGGAAAUCCAGCGUUAUCAAUGCGCUCAGGAAUAAGAAAGUAUGUAAGACAGCUCCUAUUGCUGGUGAGACUAAAGUAUGGCAGUAUAUAACUCUCAUGAGGAAAAUAUACCUAAUAGAUUGUCCUGGUAUUGUUCCUGCUACUGGAGGAGAAACUGAUGAAGAGAAGGUUCUGCGAGGUGUCGUACGUGUUGAACUGGUGGAAACUCCAGAUGAUUAUAUUCCAACUGUACUAGAAAGGGUCAAAACGAAAUACAUCGAGAGAACUUACAGGUUAAAAGAUUGGACCAGUCCUACCGAUUUCCUGGAGAAAUUAUCAAAAAGAACUGGAAAAUUACUGAAGGGAGGAGUCAAGAAAUGGAAGAAGAUGUAAAUGAGGAUGAGGAGUAUGAGUCGGAUAAUGAUACUACAUACACUAACGAUACCGCCGCUACGGAUGACACAACUAAGACAACAGACUCUUUGUACGAAAAUAUCAAAUUUGCAGACAUUGAUAAGAAGAACGAGGAAGGAGAAGAGAUAUUCCCAAAACCUCCAAAGAUUCCGACCAACUUGCAGGAUCUAGUUAAGCAGGAUUUGAGGAAAAUUGUCCACUCUGUUGAAUACUUUGAUGAAGAGAAGUACGAGGGUGGCCGUAAGAAGAAACUGAAGAAAAAGAAGACAACAGAAUCUUCCGAAUCUGUUCCACUAACGACAGAGGAACAGAAACCCAAAUCUGAUGAUUCUGAAACAACUUCUUCGGAGAAGUCCGCGGAGGCAACGUCUCCAGCUAAAUCGUCGGUAACGAAGAAAGCUGGAGAAAAAAGAAAGAGAUUGUCCGACGUAGAAAGAAUUUCUCCUGGGAAGAAAGCCCCGGCUAAAAUUGACAACUCCGGAAAGAAAAAGAGGAAAGCAGAAGAAACUGAAAGAACCACUCCUGGGAAGAAGAUCAAAACAAAAAGUGGUGUCUUUAAAGUUUCGAAUAAAAGCUAAAUUUUUUGUUCUAAUUUCCCCGCUUUCAUGUUUAUUCUUUCAGA